This is a messenger RNA of Aplysia californica (California sea hare), 5874 nucleotides long. RefSeq lists its product as uncharacterized. The record is from RefSeq and is a predicted model, not a curated record. Gene Ontology annotation, biological process: regulation of transcription by RNA polymerase II. Gene Ontology annotation, molecular function: RNA polymerase II transcription regulatory region sequence-specific DNA binding; DNA-binding transcription factor activity, RNA polymerase II-specific. Gene Ontology annotation, cellular component: nucleus. The transcript has 2 exons. Lineage: Eukaryota; Metazoa; Mollusca; Gastropoda; Aplysiida; Aplysiidae. Bases 678 to 4001 code for a protein of 1107 amino acids.
GUUUUGAGGACACGACAGUUGAAUGUAAAACUCCGACUGGAAAUUGCUAUGAAAUUAGAUCUAAUCUAGCACUAUACUUAUAGUUAUAUAUAGCACGACAAGAGACACUUACUUUUAACCUGUUAAAAAUAAUAUUAUAAUGGUCUACGAAGCCUUGUCUACAGAGAUGAUCUUACAUUUCAAGAUCUAUUCAUAUUUUUCACUUGGUAAAGCCUAAAAGCAGUGAAACAAACGGGCAGACUCUCUUGUGCAAUGUAGUGUAGCGUUUACAGAUCCUGAAUCUCUCGUUUAGAUCUCUAAACAAGUUAAAGACUUCUUAUAUUUUGAAAUUUGAAAUUGAAUGAGUGUCAAGACACCAUUCCAAAAGCAGUCAUUCAUUCCCCUGCCCAUUUGGCAUCCCAUGUUCGCCUGUUUGGAGAUACUGAUAGCAGUCUGAAAGUUCUCUCUAUGUAUUUCUUCAACGAGAAUGACAGAUUUAUUAGAACCAUGUGGAUGUCACGAAGGAAUGAAUUGUAUAGAAAAAUUACUGUGUGAGCGAAUUCCUCUGGCUGCUUUUUUAUUGGAGAUAGAUCUACUUAUAUUUAUGUAAACUGCCAGCAAGAUUUGCACGAGUUUCAGCCUUUGAGAGACAUAAUGUUUAACAAGACAGACGUUUGGGAUCCCUGCUUAAAGAUCAAAUGAGCAGUCCAAAAAAGAGUGAUGGUAUUAUUUUCAUGAUUGAAAUAUAUUUAAUACUCUUGGAGAAUUUCCCAACAACAAUGCCAGCACAGAGCGUUUCAGAGUUCUCCCUCACACAGCACGAUGCUGUCAAGUCUUGUAUUUCCAUAGCUACAGAGAGGUGGCUGAAGCUAAAGCAAAGGCUUUGGGCACAUACAUAUCCUGAGUCGAGGAAGGCACCUCAGGACACUGCAUCGUCACGUCAGUCAGUCCUGCUAUUUCUUGGUGGUUCACAGGUGAUUAGCAUAAUAAGAAAUUUCUUGACAUUGAGCAGUAAGGAAGAUACAGCUGUUACUAGUUUGCUAGAUGAAAUAGAAAAUAUAUGUUUGCCAAAGUUUAUGCUUUUGUAUGAGAGAUUCAAGUUUUUUACAUUAUCAGAUGCCAGUAAAGGUUGCCUUUGUGAAUUCGCUCAAGAUUUGAAGAGGCUUUCUGAAUCUUGUGAGUUCUAUGAGAUGACGGACUCCUAUAUUGACGCUAGGCUCAAAGAACUAAUUGUAAAAAAGAAUAGUAAGGUUGAUAGGAAAAAAAGAAAUAUAGACUUAAAUGUGGUAUGUCAGUCGAGCCCUGUAUGUAAAGCCGGUUGUGUCAGAGGUCAAGUUGUUGUGGCAAACAAAUCGUCCAAUGGACUCGCAGGUAAUUGCCCUGUCUCAGCAGCGGCAGAAAAGAAGUCGAGACCAAAAAUUAACACCUGCGCCACGGGUCAGCGAGUCAAGAGGCUGAUGACGAGAUGUCGCCGGACACCAAUGAGAACUGCCAAGGCCAAAGCUUUGCUGAAGUCUUUUGACUCGAAGGAAACGGACUCUGAUGAUGGCCACAAUGUCAGUGUUAGCUCGAUGGAAGAAAAUGAGAUGAAGAUAAAGGAUUCUAUUGUUACGGACGCUGGAGUGGGUAAUUUAACUAGUCCAGUGCCAAGAGUGUUUGUGAAUAUCUUAGCACGGCCAGGACCCACCAAUGCAUGUUGGGCAAAAGUCACAACUUCAUCAAAGGCCCGUGAGAGUGGGGAAGACGAGGGUAAUGUCAGUUCUACAGAUGAAGGUCAACAAACUUCAGACUGUGGUCAAGAAAUGAGGGGAGGGCAUGGCCCUGAUCCUGACUUGAGCAGUCCAGUUCCUCCUUCGAUUUCUUCAGAACUCGAGAACCCAAGCAAUACAAAUGGUACAUGCGUUAUUAAUGUGGACAAACCUGGAGCUCAAGUCUCGGCUAGUUUAUCUUUUACAAAUGUUGAACAAGACGUUGUGAAUGAAACAAUUUGUUCGCCUGGCAAUGAACAGACUGACAAGCUUCUUCAUAUCAGUGAAAAGCUGAAUGUUUCUAAUAAUAGUCGACUCAAAGUUUUCACAGUCCCUUCAACUUCAAAUCGCGGUGAAAAUAAGGAAAAGCAAAAUACAUUUAAUAUGAAAUUUGUACAUGUGACCAAUUCAUCUACCGAUUCGAAGGAUCCGGUGAAGAUUUCUGUCCGCUCAGAUCUUCUCGGAGUAAGCGACGUACCUAAACGGCAACCUGCGCUUUUCAGUUCUACAGUUCUGAAUGGAUCCUCCGCCCCAAACGGAACAACUAGAAUGCUCAAGUGUGACUUUUGCAGUACUCUGUGCGCCAACAAGAAAAUUCUCAAGGCCCACAUGCAGACCAAUCAUGGCAUUUCUGUGUCAGAUUCAGGCCUAUCUGAGAAUGAAGAGGAGACGACUGCAUCGACUUUGAGUGUAUUUCCCUUGACCUGUGGUCAGUGUGGGGAGAGGUUCAAGUACCAGUCCCAGUUGGACAUGCACGAGGAAGAGCAGCAUGGGAAGAACGCCUGCACCUGCAAAGUUUGCUCGGCACAGUUCUUGCACCUUCACGCCCUGGGCAGACAUUUUCUGAAGAUGCAUCUGACAGAAGUGUUUGUGGAUGGGGAAGAAAAAAUAAAGGAAGGGGACAGGUUUUGCUGUAAAGUUUGCUCCAAGUCGUUUCUUCAAGCUCAUAACCUGAAGCGUCACUUCCUGCGUGCUCACCUGGAUGUGGUAAUGCUCGGGGACCCGGGCGGAGUUUGCUCGGUGUGUGGCAAAACUUUCAAGUCCAGCAACUUGCUGGUGAGGCAUGAGGCUAUGCACUCACUGCAAAGGAUCCCUUGCAAUAUUUGUGGGGCAAAGUUCAUCAGCCAGAAAAAAUGUGAUCACCAUAAAGAGAUAAGGCACAGCGAGACAUCCUUACAGAAACCGUUUAUUUGUGAGGUGUGUGGGAAAGCGUUUCGCUUCCAGUGCUUGCUGAGGUACCACAGUAGAAAGCAUUGCUCUGAAAAGCCUUUCCAGUGCGGUGAGUGUUCAGAGUCUUUCAAAGAAAAGAAAACCCUGGAGCUUCAUGUAAAAGUUCAUCGCGGCGAUCCUCCCUUCAAGUGCCCCACGUGUCAAGAGGCUUUCAUCCACAAAGAGCCGUUCCUGAACCACACGAGAAAACAUAGCGGUGAGAAGCCUUUUGUUUGUUCGCAGUGCGGCAAAAGUUUCAGGAUACAGCCCGCUUUAUCAGCUCACAUGAAGACUCACGACGCAAAUCGACCUCGGCCCUACAAGUGUUCUCUGUGCGGCUACACCUGCGAACGGCGCUACUUCUUAGUGAAGCAUAGCCUCAAACACAGCGGCCUCAAGCCGUACAAGUGUCCUGUGUGCCACGCUGGGUUCACCGCUGCCUACGGGAGGAACAAACAUCUGAGGAGGACACACGGUGUCCUGAACCCAAAAGCUAUGAUGAUGUCAGGAGAGAUGAAAGGAACUGUUGGAGGUCAGUCUCCUCUUAAGCUUGCGGCCUCUGUUCGGGUGACGGAGGCUGAGGGUAACAAUACCACGGCUGAGGGUAACAAUACCGCCACCAGCAGCAGCGAUAGCACCAACAUCAGUGGCGGGUUCAACAGUUUUUCUGCAGCGCAACCAGUGAGUUCUUCUCAGGAAACCAACAUGGCUGUCUGUCAGGCCUUACGCACUCUGAGAAACGAAGCCCCGCCCCCUGAUCCAAUCCCAAUUUCUGGCCUAGCCCCUCCUCCUAUUGGCUCAGUCCCACCCAUUCGCACGGUCCCGCCCCCUGGCCCAGUCUCGACUGCUCCGCAGGUCAUACCGGUCUACCCCGGCAGUCACACGCUGGAGAGCCAAGCCUUCCAGCAGCCCGCGGUGUUGGUUCCGGCGCGGCGCGGAGAACCUGCUGUGACGGUCAUCCAGGAGUACCCCGGUGUGUCGGGGCAGCGUUGUGUGGGCUACAGCGACGCAGAGCCUCGGUCGGCCAGGUGGGACACCAACACUCAGCACAGCGACUUCUGGUGAUGUUCACUAUGUACACAGUGACUUCUGGUGAUGUUCACUAUGUACACAGUGACUUCUGGUGAUGUUCACUAUGUACACAGUGACUUCUGGUGAUGUUCACUAUGUACACAGUGACUUCUGGUGAUGUUCACUAUGUACACAGUGACUUCUGGUUAUGUUCACUAUGUACACAGUGACUUCUGGUGAUGUUCACUAUGUACACAGUGACUUCUGGUUAUGUUCACUAUGUACACAGUGACUUCUGGUGAUGUUGUAAAGUUGUAAGAUCUCCAGAAAGGUGAUGUAGGUUGAAGUCAUUUGUUACUUUCCUACAACUACACACAUCACACAGAUUUAUCGUCGAACAUGGCGUAGGCCUAGCCUGAAGCGCACUGUACCAGCAAGUGAAUAACACUUAAAGCAACCGAACAUGUAUGUAUGGCCUACGCAGUUAAGUAUGAACUCAAAACGAAGCGUGAGCAAGCAUCACGUGCCGGUGAACGACUUGUAGUAAUGCUACAAUGUUCACUACACAGUGUCAUGUGACGCUCACUACACUACAUUUGAUUUUCUCACCUCUUACAAGUUUGAUCAUCUCUAGUCUCUUUCUUUUUUGGCAGGAAAAUGAUGCAUAAGAUGUCAGACAUUCGUCGACCACUCCACUUCGUUUCUGUUUCUCUGUAUAUAUGCUAUUAUUUGAGGAUAUCAGGUCUAUUUUGAAACAUUGUCACUUGUCAAACAUGAUGUUGACUUCAAUUUUGUUACAAACAUUCUGAUCUUUGCUCCAUUAGCUCAGCUGGUACCAUGCUCAAUUAUUGUGCACGUGACUUUAGUUUCAAAAUUCAAGGAAGAUGUUCCUCUUCUUUAUUUAUUUGAGGAGUUUACGAGGCUCUCUCGUGUUUAAAUAACCUCAUACUGUUGAUGUACUCCUCCCAUAAGCUGCCAAAUGGUAUGUCAAAAGCAUAUAUAUACGUUUUUGAGGGUCUGAGUAGGGGGGGGGGGGAGUAUUCAUCUGUACAGUUGAUUGUCUUGGACAGGUGGCUGGCUGUAAGAGCAGGUUCAAAUGUAGGAUUUGGUCUACACUAAUGUUUUAAAGGGAAAUUGUUCUGAAGCUUUUCUCAACUUAAUUCUCAGAAAGUAUUCAGGUCUCGGCACCGUUAUGAUUGGGAUGAUAGAAUUUAAGAAUAAAGUGGGAAGGAAGUACAGUUGAAACUGCUAUAAUGGCCACCUGUUUUUAAGACAAAUCAUCUGUGCUAGUGAGCAAUUCACAUUUAAACCACCCCCCCGCCCUUGUGGUUUUUUUUUCACAUUAUGACUAUAAUGACCAUCAAUAAUAUCAAUAAUUUAUUUACAGUACAGAGGCACCAGCCAUCCAUGUCUAGGUACUGUUUUAGCCUAAUAUGAUUGUAAUGGCACUAUAUAAGAUAGCCACUUUUUUCUUUGACAAUGAGUGGCUGUCUUAAUAAGUUUUAGUUUAUAAGGUUUUUAGUUUGGUUCUUCAUCAUCACAAUCGAAAGAUGUCAGGUUGAUUUUCUUGAGGGGAAAUCUAUUUUACCAAAUAAGUUGAUCUUUUUGCUAGGAUUUUACUCCUGACCUUGUCUGGGUAUGAGUUGACAGGCAGGUUUGAAGCACCCUCACUAAAAUGAAAUUUGUAUCGGGGCUGAAUACUUUUACUAUCCCAAACCUUUUCUCUGAAAUUUAUGUUUGAUACCAAAAUACAAUUCAAAAUACAUGUAGCUUUUUUUUGUCAUCUGCUGUUGUCUCUGGUUUGAAGCAGCCAUCUUAAUUUUAAAAUAUUUUAAUUUGUCCUUUGGUCUUCAAUAUUAAUUACAUGUGUUUUUACAAUCUGAUAUGGAAAAAGAGAAAAGAACAUAACAAAUAACAAAACGAAAAA